UUCGGUUCUUAUUUUGAAAUUGCCGACGCGUUGUUGGAGAUAAUUAAUAGAGUUUUUUUAUUUAUUAAAUUUUUACUAUCUAGUCUGUAUUAAUUUAAUAAUGAGUUUUGUAACUCAGAAAGUUUUACUGUGUGCUCUUUGUGAAAAGAUAGUAUCUGUUGAGGAAGAUAAUUUUCCUGAAGAUUUACAUGCUUUACUCUCCAAAUAUUGUAUUCCGCAACUGCACUGGAUUUGCAAAUCUUGCGAGAAACAAAAUAGCUUGAAAAAUAGUUUUGGGAAAAGAUCCGAUCUAGAAGAUGACAUGAAAUUAAUAAAGGCAAAAUUAGAAAAUUUAGAAUUUGAAGUGACUGAAAUAAAAAAGUUUGUUAAUCUGAAAUCAAAGGAUUAUGAUUCCGGCUUUGUUAGUAGUUCUGGAUUUUCAGGAGAAUCUUCGUCUGAUAUGGAUUAUCCAAACACAGAGGGAAAUUCAGGCAUAAAUUUUAGAACCUACAGAAAAGUGGAUUGUCAUUCUGCAAAUUCUGAAGACUUCCAAAGAGUUGAACAUUGUUCUUCAUCAGAAUUGAAUUACUCUCAGCAUGUGGAUUCAUGCAGUUCAUCAGUAAUUCAAGAUGAUCAGAGAUCUAUUUCUUCAUCAUCUUCAUUUAGUAGUUUGAAAAGUGUGAAAACUUGUUUUUCUGCAGUACCUCAAGAAAAUCGGGUAGUUGAUUGCCAUUCGCCAUUAAGUGCUACAGGAUCUUGCAGUGUUAUUUCUCAUUCAGGUAACUUAAGCUCCGGGUUAGAAGAAGCAUCUCCAAAGAAAAAGAAAGAAGCCCAUGCAUUGAUACAUCUUAUUUCAAAUACAAAAAUAAAAAUUGAUGAUAAAGAAUCAGCAAAAAGCAGUAAUAUAGUGGAUGUUUUCUUGAAAUGGAUUACACAAUUCUUGAAAAAAGAUGCUGUAUUCAAUAGUUUAUAUUUAAGAGAUUACAGAACUGGUAGUUCCUAUAAUGAUCUAAGAAUUUCAGAUGCUUCUGAAUAUGAUGUUGAUAUUGUUUUCAAGACUCCAUCUGAAAUAAAUUUAGAGGUUGAAUUUUUCAAGGAGAUUAUGGCUUAUGCAAAAAUUAAAUGGCAAAAAAUGGGUGAUAUUCCUACUAACAAGGCAGAUGUUCUGAAAUUUUUUGAAAAAAAUUCAUUGGAUGGAUAUCUUGUACCUUUGAAAAUUUCUGCAUGGUUUCAACGUCUGAUUGAUUUAUUUUUAUCAAGUGAUCCUAAAAUCCCAGGAAUUAAACAGAUAAAAAAUCGUCAAAGUGGCCCUGCCAGAACAAUUGAAAUUGUGACUAAUGAAGGUUAUGUUUUACACAUUGAUCUUGUUCCAGUUUUUAUUUUCCCAUAUGAUGUUUUAGAAACAACAAAGAUAAAUGAUAUACUAGAAAGAUAUCCUGUCAAUAAAUCUAAACAAUUUUGGUUUUUAGUGCCAAAACAAUGUCAAGGUGAAGGCCAAUUGUUGGCCUCCGAUUGUAAAUUGUCUUGGAGAGUUGAUUUUCCAGAGGUAGAAAGAAAAGUAUUGCAUAAUAAGCAGUCAGCAAAGCAAGUUAUUAGACUUUUAAAGCUUUUAAGAGAUAAAGAAAGAUGGAAUAUUGCUUCUUAUUAUUUAAAAACAUUGAUCCUUUGGAGUGUGGAUAAAAAUCCUGACACAGCAUAUUGGCAAGGAAAUUCUCUAUUUGAGAGAUAUUUGGAGACAAUGAAAUUUUUGCAAGAAUCUGUAAAGAACCAACACUUGCCUUUCUUUAUGGAUCCAGCCUAUAAUCUUUUUCAUGCCUUGAAUAAAGAUGAGUGCAAAAAUCUGAGCAAUCGUCUUCAACGCAUUAUUACAUCCAUUGAAGCAGAUCAUAAUAAUUUAAAUAAUAUUUACUCUUAAAUGUAAAAUCUGUUACACCAGUUUUGAGUAAGUUAUCUAUCCAGUGGCAUAGUAUGGGUAAGUGGUACCCAAAGAAUGAUUAAUUUUUUUUUUGUCCCAAUUGGAUUAUUAGUUUCAAAUAAUGUCCAGGGCAUUGAAUUAUUUUUUAAAUCUCUUUAUUAUUGGUUUUAAAAAGAUAAUAUGAAUGUAUUAAUGUUUUUUUUUUACUCCAUAGUGCCUCUAUAAUUAGUGCCCAAGGUAUUAUUACCUCCGUUGUUCAUUUCUUACUAUGUCACUGAAUGUAUUACAUCUGGAUUUUUCAUUUUUUUAUGAGAUAUUUUUUUACAAAAGUGAUCUUAGAUGAAUAUUUUUAACUUAUUUUUAAGAAGUCAAGAAUUAUUGUCAAUAAAGAAAAUAUAAUAAUGUAAACCUGACAGUUACAUAAGUCAGUAUUUAAACUAUAUAGUUGGUAGGAAAAUUGAAAAUAGAAAGUAAUUUUCAGACUGUCUGUGCCUUCAGAUUAUCUUUUAUUUAUGAUUUGAAUAAAGGGCAAGACAGCUUUCAUGACUGUUUAGUCAAGCUGAAAUGACAUUCAUUAUUGAAGUUAAAGAAGUGUAUGUGUACCUUCUGAGUCUCAAUUUGUUUAUUUUUUUGGAAGCAGAGGCAUCUUUUCUUUAAUUUUUUUGGAAGCAGAGGCAUUUUUUGCAAUCCUAAUAUGAAGAAUCAAAGAAUGAAUUUGAAUAUGUUACUUUUUGCAUUUAUUAUAAUGCUUUAUGCUAAAGCUCAUUUAAGUAAAUUGCAGGAUGAAGCUAUGAUAUCAGUUAACAAUGAAUGCUUAUUUAGAUUAUACUGUCAUUUUUUGUCAAAAAUAUAAUAUUUGACAAUUUGUAUUGAAUUUGUAACCAAAUUAUUCCUGUCUUGCGAUAUCUUGAAAUUGUGGAAAAAUAUCCACCGAAAUUGCUUCAUUUCUAAUUAAAAAUAAAUGAAUUUUUGCAUUAGUUUUAUAUUGUAAAAAUGUCCCGUGAUUAAAAGGAGAUAUUAUUGUUUUCAUGGAGAUACGUUGUUGAAGUUUGAAAAUAUGAAAAUCUUACCUUAAAAAAAUCAUUGAAAAAGCUCAUUUAACUGACAUUUUAUUUCAUUUUAUUAUAAGUUAAAAACUGCUAGUUACAUUUUAAUUAUUUUGUAAUUGUAAGGUUUAUCUGCACAGUUUUUAUUGCUAUUUCUCAUUAAAUAGCUAUUUGUUGAUUUCACAUCGUUUAAACUUAGCCAUAUUUGGUAAUGUGUUAGUUUACCAGAAUUAUAAGUUGCAAAAAAUUUCAAUUAAAUAUUUCAUGUAAAUCAGUCUCAGCAAAUUAUUUUCAAACUGCAACUUUUGACAUUCUGACAUGCAUAUAUAAUAAAAUACUAUUUUAGGAAUCUGUUACUUUCUUCUGUUUUUUACUGUGCUGUGCAUUUCUCUGAUGUUUUGUAUAUAUAUAUUCGAUUAUAUCAUUCUAAAGAGCAACAGUGUUUAAAAAUGCAUGUCCUUUUUCACAAAUUUUUUUCUCUUAUUUCUUGAUUUUGAAGUUAAAUUAUAAAUGUGAGUACAAAAAAAUUCCAUUAUAAGCAUACUUUCUGUUGAAAUUUACUCAACAUGAAAAAAAUUAGCUGAUUCUUCAUAUCUGGGUUAUAAACAAUUGAAAAAAAAAAAAUCAAAAUUUUCAUGGCGACAAUGAAAAUGAUUUAAGUUUGAUUUCAACAAUGAAAUACAUUGUUACAAAUUAUGCUUAAAACAUUUUUUAAAGAUUAAUUUAAAUUAUAAAAAAAAUUAUAAUACUGCAAAAAAAAAAAAAAAAAAACUGAUGUAAUUAAAGAAUUUGAAUUAUAUGAUAAUGUAAAUAUAAUUUUUGUGUUGUAAUAUUUCCAAAAGUUGAAAAUAUUUAAAUAUAAAUGGCAUAAAGGCAUAAAAGUUUCGACUAUUUUUGAAUUAGUUAAAAUUUUAAAAAAUCAUUUUCAGGCGCACUUUAUUGCUCUCCAUAGUAUAAAGUACCUGGUAUGACUAUUCUAGGUCAAAUGGCCUGUAGAGAACAUAUACACAUACAUAUUCAUACAUGUAUUAUUAGUAGAGAUAAAAAUUGGGCAUUUUAAUAACAUAAUUAAUUAGCUACAAUUAGUAUGCCUUUGCUUUCUAUUUGCACAGUAAAACGAAAUUUAAGAAUGUGCCAUAUUUUAACAUACAGAUAUUUUUAAUAAAGAAAAUUUUUUAGCAGAGUUAAAUAAAAAUUUUCUAUGUUCUGUGAUAUAAAAUCU
Molecule: messenger RNA, 4162 nt
Organism: Argiope bruennichi
Lineage: Eukaryota; Metazoa; Arthropoda; Arachnida; Araneae; Araneidae
Product: cyclic GMP-AMP synthase-like receptor 1
Exons: 7
Coding region: 101-1894 (597 amino acids)
Source: RefSeq, a predicted model, not a curated record